UUGGGAUGGCAGGAACAGAGCUCUGUCUUUUUUGCACCAUAGCUGCCACGCUCACAUUUACUUUCUGGUGCAAACUCCGAGUUUGUUUCGGAACAAAGCGGAAAAAGGGAACAGAGCCAGACCAGACACAAGCGCUCGUAAAAUUUUGGAAUCAAGGCAGAUCACAACACGAAGAUGACAAAAUCCACCAAAGAAAUUCUUCUUCAAGGGAGUACUUUCUCAACAGCAGCCAGUUCCAGCGAGGUAAAAAUACGCUCGUACGAAAGCUCCGAUUAUGAAGAUUGCAGAGAAAUAUUUACACAAGGAAUGGAGCAGCUCAUCAGCCUUGUGACUCGUCUAGUCUUCCCUAGAUACUGUUGGAUCCUUGCAGUGUUGAACGUGUUUGUUUUCCUUGCUGCUUUCAAAUACAACUUGUGGAUUGUUCCUCUGUACAUUUUUGCUUGCGCCGUUCUGCUGUCUCUUCUGUAUGUCGAUGUUUACCUGGAGUGCUGGAAGUUCAUCAACAACUGCUUAGCAACGGACUUAAUGAACAUUGAGAAGAGUUACAUGUCCAAUGAUGGCUCUCACAUGUGGGUAGCGGAGUGGAAUGGUAAAGUUGUGGGCAUGGUGGGACUCAUUUAUAAUGAACGCCACAAGCCAGGGGUCGCUGAGCUUCAGAGGAUGUCUGUAUCGCCAGUCUGCAGACGAAUGGGAAUCGCCAGGAAACUGAUUGACGAACUGCUCAAACACGCCAAGGAUCAGCAAUUCGAGAAGCUUGAGUUGACUACCACCAGUGCACAGACACCAGCUAUUCGGCUGUACAAGAAAUACGGCUUCAAACUCAUGGCCGUCUUUCCUUAUCCUCAGAAAAUUCUUGCCGAUCUGCAAUACACUUGCUUUGACCUUCAGUUGACCGAUUAGAGAUAGUCUGGUGUCUUCUCCUUGGACUGAGGCAAGGAAAAAUGCUGCCUACACUAAAGCAACUAGUGUACUUGACUGAGUUAGCACUGCAAGGUGGCAGACAAACAUUGUCGAGAUUCAAGAUCUAAGAUCGAAUGCUCCAAUUCUUUGGCUGACGGGGCCACUUCUCGAGUCAUAUUAACCGGACUUGUCUAAAGAAAGUUUACUUCUUCCAGAUGAGAUGUAGAAGUAGUUAUGUGCAGAAUUGAACUUAUUAGAUCAUCAACUUUCAACGACGGGACUUGUGGUACAUUGUAGCAAAGGCGGAAGAUGGGUACUAUUUAGAAUCCAUUACAAAAUCAUAAUACAAAAUUGUUUCAUUUUCCUAAUUCAUUUUGUCUCGAUUGUGACCUCCCAGUUUGUUUCAUUUAUGUGUAGUUGUAUAAGUCUGUUUCUCAAACUGUAGAACACUGUUUCGUGCUAAAGAUAUCUUGAUAAAAUAACUUUAAAAACUGUCUCUCAUGGAUGUGACGUCGUAAUAAAAACAACCCAUAGUGGAAAAAA
This is a messenger RNA of Orbicella faveolata, 1443 nucleotides long. RefSeq names its product putative N-acetyltransferase camello. The record is from RefSeq and is a predicted model, not a curated record. Gene Ontology annotation, molecular function: N-acetyltransferase activity. NCBI's taxonomy places the organism in Eukaryota, Metazoa, Cnidaria, Anthozoa, Scleractinia, Merulinidae.